UCGGUCAUGAGCAUUUCUGUAGCAGCAAGUAUUUGAUUGAUAAUCCCAGCGAGGGGGUGAUGCAGCAAGUGAGAAGGACACCUGACUGCUGGACGAGAGACUGGCCAGUGGAGGAUGCUGCUGCUGCAUCUCCUGCAUCCAGCUAGGGAUGGAGUCCACCUGCCGGAGCUGUCCAGGUGCUGAACACAGCAAUCUUUCUCGGAGCUGCUGGAUUCCUAUGGCUUUAUGCGAUCAAUGGGAAAUGAGAUAACUUGGAUGUUUGAUCUGGAUCAUGUACUAAUACCCGUGUUUAUUUGGGAAUCAGUUACUAAUGCUUUAAUCUAAUUGUUACCCAUGCAAUAAUUGAUUAAAGGAGGCUGCUGAUGACUUAUUCACUGCAGUCAAUACCCCAAAUAUACUGUUAAGAGCUUUAACUGGCCGGAGGAUUUGCAUUUAGAGAUGACUAUGCGUUGUUAUAGGGCAGGCUGGUUUUGCUAUCCUCACUGACUGUACCAGGAGCUCUGGAAAACUCAUGGAAAACCUCUCCUUUUACAAUGUCACCAGCCACGUGUUAAACGGAGAUCUAGAUGUGGCCAGCACGGACUUGAGCCUCCGAGCCCUGACGGGCUUGCUGUUGUCCUUACUCAUCUUGUCCACCCUCCUGGGGAACAUGCUGGUUUGCCUGGCUGUCAUCAAGUUCAGACACCUGAGGUCCAAGGUGACCAACUUCUUCGUCAUCUCCUUGGCUGUGUCGGAUCUCUUUGUGGCUUUGUUGGUGAUGCCAUGGAAGGCAGUGACUGAAGUGGCAGGGUAUUGGCUGUUUGGGGACUUCUGCGACACCUGGAUCGCCUUUGACAUUAUGUGCUCCACAGCUUCAAUCCUCAACCUGUGCAUCAUCAGCCUGGACCGCUACUGGGCUAUAGCCAGUCCCUUCAGGUAUGAGAGAAAAAUGACCCAGAGGGUAGCUUUCAUUAUGAUCGGUGUAGCCUGGACAUUAUCUAUCCUGAUCUCCUUUAUACCAGUGCAACUUAGCUGGCAUAAAUCUCAAGAAACAGAUAUGGAGCAUGAUGCCACCAACCAGACAGAGAACUGUGACUCAAGCCUUAAUCGGACUUAUGCCAUAUCUUCCUCCCUCAUAAGCUUCUACAUACCUGUGGUAAUCAUGAUCGGGACAUAUACCAGAAUUUAUAGGAUAGCUCAGACUCAGAUCAGAAGGAUCUCUUCUUUGGAAAGGGCAGUAGAGCAUGCCCAGAGCUGCCACCCAGACUGUCCUCAUGAGAACUCUUUGAAGACCUCAUUUAGGAAGGAAACCAAAGUCUUAAAGACCUUGUCUAUCAUUAUGGGAGUAUUUGUGUUCUGCUGGCUGCCAUUCUUUGUUCUGAAUUGCAUGGUCCCCUUUUGUCACAUUGAUCCCCCCGGUGACAGUGACCCAGAGCCUCCAUGUGUCAGUGAGACCACUUUUAGUAUCUUUGUCUGGUUUGGUUGGGCAAACUCCUCUUUAAAUCCUGUCAUCUAUGCAUUUAAUGCAGAUUUUAGAAAAGCAUUCACCACCAUAUUGGGAUGUAAUAGGUUCUGUUCCAACACAAAUGUGGAAGCUAUCAACUUCAGCAAUGAGCUGGUGUCUUAUCAUCAUGACACCACCUUCCAGAAGGAUAUACCAGUAACUUUCAACAGCACUCAGCUUCCCAAUGUUGUCACUCAGGAUCAGGAGGACUUAAAGGAACAUUGCUUUGACCAAGUGUCUAUUAUAUCCAAUUCACACAGAAGUCGGAGCCAAAAGAACUUAUUAUUGCCUGCCAGUGUGCAGUUUGAAUGUGAGGCUGAGAUAUCUCUGGAGACAAUCACCCCAUUCACCUCUACAGGACCCCUAGAAUGCCACCAGGCACCAGCAUACAGUAACCAAUGAAGAAAGACAAUAUUCUACAAAACUAUAUUAAGCCUGUAAACCUAACUGUAGGUAACCAAGCAUUUACACUCUGUAAAUUGCUGCCAAUAAGUAGAUUUCCUAAUUGAACAUAUUUCCCAGUGGUAUUCUAUCAGGUCAAUAUUUUAAUCUAUUAUACAGUAGACAUGCUAUAGACAAGAUUCAGGGUGCUUUUGUGUAAUGGAAUAGCGCAAAUGCUUACAUCCAAUUUGUGCAGGUCAUAUUUUAGGCUGUCUGCAACAAUAUACAUCUCAGGGACUCAGUAAUGUCAUAGUAUCUUGCUUAUUGUGGUCAAUAUUUUAUAGUUUAAGGGAUUACUAUUAUAAAAAAAAUAUUGUAUUCUUGUAAUUGUAUGUGGUUAAUUCGUGUAAUGAAAUUAUUUAGUAAACGAAUGCCUAUGUUCAUUUCGUUAGAACACAUUUUUCUAUUUUUACAUGCAGAUCAAGCUGUCCAUCAAAAGUGUCAGAGACAAAGAAUAGGACAAACUUAUGCUGGCCAU
Molecule: messenger RNA, 2402 nt
Organism: Rana temporaria (common frog)
Lineage: Eukaryota; Metazoa; Chordata; Amphibia; Anura; Ranidae
Product: D(1C) dopamine receptor-like
Exons: 1
Coding region: 512-1885 (457 amino acids)
Biological process (GO): adenylate cyclase-activating adrenergic receptor signaling pathway
Cellular component (GO): membrane
Molecular function (GO): G protein-coupled receptor activity
Source: RefSeq, a predicted model, not a curated record